AUGCAGCUACAAACAGUUAUUAUUUGCAGCACCCAGCUGUUCGUACUGGCUGCUGCCACUCUGACAUCCACUCCCACUGUGGCCUGUCCUGGUGACACUGUCACCUUCACCUGCACUCUGCCUGGUAGUCUCAUACGAUGGAAAGUCACUCCUCCAAAAGUUCAAGGACCUUCGUUUAGAUUGACUUUAAUAUUCACCGGUAGUGGAAAUGUCGCUGUGACUGAGGGUAAUCCAGCAUUCCGUGGUGUUCUCACUGAUUCCAGUAGAGGAAUGCUCACUGCCACUCUCACCUCACUGUCUGAGGCCUCCAUUGUAGAAGGUACUAUGGCGUUGUGUGAGGGAGCAAGCUCACAAGAGGGUCCUCUCACUAUCACUGUGGCUGAUUCACCCUCCCCUCCACUGAAUCCAAGGGUGUCCUCCUCAGCCCAAAAUCAACUCAGCUCCUCUAAUAUCAAUCUGGAGUGGGACCUUCCCUCCUCUACUGGUGGUGUGUCUGUCAGCUAUGUCCUCACCAUCUCUCCAACACCUCUCUCCGGGUCACCAGUCACCGUGGAGACCACCUCAGCACAGAUAACUGUCUCCUACAACACUCCCUACAAUGUGACAAUAAGAGCUGUCAACUGUGCUGGAAUGAGUGAUGAUGAUGUGAUGAUUAUGAUUCUUCCUAUUGUUACCUGCCCCUCCAACCCAACACCUGCGAACAGAGUUACCAUCAAUAGUGCUCCGCCACUGCCUGCACUAGUAUAG
Molecule: messenger RNA, 747 nt
Organism: Halichondria panicea
Lineage: Eukaryota; Metazoa; Porifera; Demospongiae; Suberitida; Halichondriidae
Exons: 4
Coding region: 1-747 (248 amino acids)
Molecular function (GO): protein binding
Source: RefSeq, a predicted model, not a curated record